Molecule: messenger RNA, 1173 nt
Organism: Ipomoea triloba (trilobed morning glory)
Lineage: Eukaryota; Viridiplantae; Streptophyta; Magnoliopsida; Solanales; Convolvulaceae
Product: UDP-glycosyltransferase 87A2-like
Exons: 3
Coding region: 1-1173 (390 amino acids)
Molecular function (GO): UDP-glycosyltransferase activity
Source: RefSeq, a predicted model, not a curated record
AUGGGUUCACGGGUUGACCCGGAUUUCUCAUUGCACAUUGUUGCCAUACCGUUCCCAGGAAGAGGCCAUGUGAAUCCCUUGUUGAACCUUUGCAAGAUCAUAGCCAUGGCGCGACCAGAAUUUCUCAUCACCUUCGUCGUCACUGAAGAGUGGCUCGGAUUCCUCAGCUCCGAUUAUGAUGAUGAUGCUAAGCCGGAGAACCUUCGAUUUGGCGCCAUACAUAACGUCAUUCCUUCGGAGCUGAUCCGAGCGAAAGUUUAUACUGAUUUCCAGGAAGCCGUGUAUACGGAAAUGGAAGCUCCCGUCGACCGUCUUCUUGACAGUCUUGCGGCGAGUGUUAUUAUCUAUGACCUAUUAUUGUGGUGGGUGGUGGGUAUUGGGAGUCGGAGGAAUAUUCCGGUGGCGUCUUUUUGGCCCCAGUCUCCCACCAUGUUCUCUCUUGCGUAUCUUUAUCAACUGCUUCUCGUCAACGGGCAUGUUGAUGCCGAUUUGGCCGAGAAAGGAGAUGAAAUGGUGGACUACAUCCCUGGAGUUUCUUCCAUGCUUGUCAAGGAUCUUCCGCAUAUAUUCCAUGCCAAACCUCCAGGUCCAGCUAUGCGUCCCCAUCUUCUUAGGGCUUUCUCUGCUGCACACAAAGCGCAAUACCUUCUGUUCACUUCUGUCGCGGAACUGGAAUCCACCGCCAUUGAAGCUCUCAGACCUAAACUUCAAACCCCUAUUUAUUCCAUCGGCUCUGCAAUACCUUACUUCAAUACUAACUAUACUGACCAAAGCUGCGGCCCAGAUUACCUGACCUGGCUUGAUGCUCAACCCGCGUGUUCUGUGUUGUAUAUUUCUCAGGGAAGCUUUCUCUCACUUUCAGCUGAGCAGUUGGAAGAGAUCGUCGCCGGAGUUCAAGACAGCGGAGUUCGUUUCUUCUGGGUGGCGCGUGAAAACACGGAGCGGCUGAGGGAGAGAGGUGGCAAGAAGGGGUUAAUAGUGCCGUGGUGUGAUCAACUGAGGGUGUUGUGCCACCGCUCUGUGGGGGGGUUUUGGACACAUUGCGGGUGGAACUCCAUCAAAGAAGGAGCGUUCGCCGGCGUUCCUUUUCUUGCUUUUCCGAUAGGGCUUGAUCAGCUUACAAACAGCAAGCAGAUUGUGGAAGAUUGGAAGAUUGAAUUGGGUGGAGUGUGA